Messenger RNA from Soboliphyme baturini, 369 nucleotides. The record is from the annotation of a GenBank genome assembly. Lineage: Eukaryota; Metazoa; Nematoda; Enoplea; Dioctophymatida; Soboliphymatidae.
AAUCUCGAAAGUGAAAAAUGCAAAACGAUGCUAAAGAUCGCUGACGAAAUGGAUGACAUCAAGUUUGGAAUGACGUCGAAUUCAGAGGUAUACAGUGCACUUGAUGUCAAAUCGGACGGCGUUGUAUUGUUUAAAAAGUUCGACGAGAAAAAGGACGUUUAUGACGGAAAAUACGAGGAAGAUAGUUUGAAAGGGUGGAUAUACGUAAACAGUUUGCCUUUGGUAAUCGACUUUAAUCAAGAGACAGCCGAAAAGAUCUUCAAAGGUCAUGUCAAAUCAAUCGUACUUCUCUUCGACAGUAAGCAACGAGAGGGCUUUGUCGACGAGGUGAAGGAGUUCGCCAAAAUUGCCCAGAAGUUCAAGCAAAAG